Molecule: messenger RNA, 1477 nt
Organism: Petromyzon marinus (sea lamprey)
Lineage: Eukaryota; Metazoa; Chordata; Hyperoartia; Petromyzontiformes; Petromyzontidae
Gene: TIMM21
Product: translocase of inner mitochondrial membrane 21
Biological process (GO): protein import into mitochondrial matrix
Cellular component (GO): TIM23 mitochondrial import inner membrane translocase complex
Source: RefSeq, a predicted model, not a curated record
AAAAUCGCGUUCUGAGUGUCCGCACGCGAGCUCCCGUAGAGGAGAGCAUCCCGGAAGAGGCUUCCCCACCCGCCCGCCCGCCCGCUGCCGCAUGCGUGAGGGAGCCGCGUAGCCGCUCGCUCUCCUCCUCCUCCUCCUCAUCCACCUCCUCCUCUAUCACCGUCCUUCCUCGCCCAAUCCUCCUCGCAAAGCCCGGCGGCCCUCGGCGUUCGUCCCCGGCGCCUACGCAGGAAGAUGACCGAGCAGUGAGCGGGCGAGCGGCGACGAUGUCGACGACGACGACGCUGCUGCUGCUCCGUGCGGCCUCGGCCCAGCGUUGCUGCUGCGGAGGCGGCGGCGGCGGCGGCGGCGUCCUGGAGCCGGCGAUGCUCGCGUCGCGGAGGGCAGCGUCACUGGGCGGCGCGUGGGCGCAGCUUUUGCCCGGGACAAGGUCACCGUGCAGCGGCUGGGGCGAGGGUUCGCGUGGGGCCAAGUCCAUGCUCGUCCGGGGACCGCCUUUAGCCGGGACGAGGUCGCACUGCACCUGGGGUUGGUGGGCGCACCGAGGGAGCGCCGCGCAAUCGCCGCGCCUCUGCCAUGGCCGGCGUCUCCACGUCCGUCCCGGCCCGAGCGGGGCCGCCGUGAGCCCGCGGUGCGGUCAGGUCAGGGGGCUGUCGAGGGGGGACGGAGCCGGGGCGAAGAGGCGAGAGGAGGGCGGCCGCGCAUUGGCGGAACGAGCGGAGCGCGGCGCCGGGCCCGCGACCACAGCGCAGAGAGUGAAGGAUGCAGGCCGAGACUUGACGUACCUCGGAGUCAUUCUGCUAGGUGUCGGGCUCACUGGCGCCUUGCUCUACCCAGUGUUCAUUGAGCUGUUCUCCUCCUGGAGUCCCAACAGAGUUUACACAUCUGCCUUGGGACGCUGCCGAGACCACCCCGAGGUCAUGGCUGCCCUUGGACUGCCGAUCAGUGGCUACGGGGAGACGACACGCCGUGGCCGAAGGCAGCAUGUCAGCCAUUUGGAGUUCGAGCAGGAAGGAGUGAAGCACAUGCGUGUCAAGUUCUACAUUAGUGGUAGCGAGCCGAUGGCAAAAGGCACAGUCCACGCAGAGGUGGUGCAGACUCCAAAAGGCAAGUUUGAGUAUCGAUAUUUGUUUGUGGAGCUGGAGACUUAUCCAAGACGCAUUAUAAUCAUAGAAGACAACCGCUGAUAUUCACCACACGGAUGCACAGACACAUGGUGCACACCUGCUUUUCGAACUUUGGAAUGUUUAAUUUCACAGUACAAAACCACGUGUACACACACACAUGCACCAUCUUAUGUUCUGCAUGGGAAAAUGUAGUAUAUGCACAAAUAUAACUAUAAUUUUACAAAACAUGUUUGAGCCAAAAGGAAUUUGUAAAAUUUUUGCUCAAAUAACUUACACACUUGAUUUAUAAAAUGCAGAACUUGAAUGUGUGAAACAGAAAAUAAAGCAAACAACAUGUCUAACAAAACAAA